Messenger RNA from Mandrillus leucophaeus (drill), 1628 nucleotides. It is a transcript of the gene PANX2, whose product is annotated as pannexin 2. NCBI's taxonomy places the organism in Eukaryota, Metazoa, Chordata, Mammalia, Primates, Cercopithecidae. The record is from RefSeq and is a predicted model, not a curated record. The transcript is spliced from 3 exons. Bases 1 to 648 code for a protein of 215 amino acids.
AUGUGUGCCCAUGUCAGUGAUGACCAGGGUUUCAUGUGGCCUCUCACCCCUGCUAGCGCAGGUUUUGGAGAUGGCUUGCUGUCCACUUCACCUGAACUAGCCGUGUGCCAGGCUCCAGGCAAGGCUGCCAGCUCCACUCAGCAGAGCGCCAGGGCCAUGGACCAGGCAUUCAGGCCAGCACCCCCGGCCCUGGCACCCCCGCUGGAAGCUGCGGCAGCAUCCACCGGGAGUGGCCCAGCUGCCGGCACAGCUCUGAGUCCAUCAGGACCUGCUAAGGCUGCCAGGGGCACCCUGCGCUCUGCAGAUGCUCCGCUCCCCGAGAAGGAAAUCCCGUACCCCGCAGAGCCAGCCCGGGCAGGGCUUCCCUCGGGGGCCCCGUUCCACGUCCGCUCACCUCCCGCCGCGCCUGCUGUGGCCCCUCUGACACCAGCCAGCCUGGGCAAGGCGGAGCCCCUCACCAUCCUGAGCCGAAACGCCACGCACCCGCUGCUACACAUCAACACGCUGUACGAGGCCCGGGAGGAGGAGGAAGGGGGCCCCCGCCUGCCUCAGGACGUGGGGGACCUCAUCGCCAUCCCUGCCCCGCAGCAGAUCCUCAUCGCCACCUUCGACGAGCCGAGAACGGUCGUGAGCACUGUGGAGUUUUGAGGGAUGGCACCGCCCAGGCCGUCAGAGCCCCUCCAGAUGCCUCCCGGCGGACACCAGCCCUGCGUGGACGUGGCCUCUGCUUCGACCGCACUGCCCACAUCCCCAACCUCCGUCCGCAUGCCUGGGGCCCCCACCCCACCCGCUCCACAGGGGAACCCGCCCCGACGGCAUCGCCAGGCACUGGCUGGGGCGGGAGAAGGUGGCCCCGUGGAGCCGGUGGCCAGGAAGGCUGAAGCCGGCCUCCCAUGCUCCUGCAUCAGGCGCCCAGCCGUGGGUGGGGGCCUCCAGAUGAAGAGUUUAUUUUUGUAGUCCGUUUCGUCCUGGCCCCGGGCUGUGGCGGAUCAGCCCAGCUCCCCCAGCCCAGAGCCAGGGAAGAGGAAGGUGGAGCCGGUCCCACCAGUGGGGUGGCCACGCCCAUGGGGUCACGUGCUCAGGGGUCACCCCCUGCAGGGACCUGAUGCCCUCGGGUGGGAGGGACCGAGGUCCACCCUCGGGUCAAAGAUCAACAUGCACUUUCUCCUUGUCGCCUGACAUACAUUUUAUUUUACUAAGACUGCUGUACCGAACAAGCAUAUUUAUCAUCAGGAGACUUAGGAUGGGUUUAAAGCAGGAUGGUGUGUGUGUGUGAACGGGCAUGAGCAGAGGUGGGCGUGAGCAAGCGGGUGUGUAUGUACGAGUCUGCACGUGUGUGCAUGUGCACAGAGGGUGUGGUGCCAGCUUGGGUGGGAUUGUGUGUGAGCAGGCGGGUGAGUGAGCGAGUGCACGCUGGCGCGUGGCCCAUGUAUGAGGAGGGAAGCAGCCCAACGCAAUAACCACGUCCCCCACCCGGGCCCCCUGCCGUGGCUGAGGCCACACGGCUUCCUGUGGGAGCCCCGGCUGGCACCCGGCUGGUCCCACCCUGAAUACCUCAGCCGUGGAGGCCAUGUGAUGCAGAAUUAACAAGGUAGCACCGAGCAUAUCAAUAAAUAUUAUUCUGAUAA